UUGAGAAGAAGAGGGGAAAGAUGGCGUCCUCUAACAAUCCUCGCAAAUUUAGCGAAAAAAUCGCUCUGCAUAACCAGAAACAGGCGGAGGAGACCGCGGCAUUCGAGGAGGUCAUGAAGGAGCUGAACAUCACCAGAGCGGCCCGGUUGCAGUUACAGAAGACCCAGUAUUUGCAACUAGGGCAGAAUCGUGGACAGUACUAUGGAGGCUCACUGCCCAAUGUCAAUCAGAUUGGAAAUGGCAACAUUGACCUGCCUUUUCAGAACUCGGUGCUGGAUACCAGUCGAACAACCAGGCACCAUGGGCUGGUGGAGCGUGUUUACCGUGACCGGAACCGCAUCACAUCUCCUCACCGCCGGCCGCUGUCAGUCGACAAACAUGGACGCCAAAUUGACAGCUGUCCUUACAGCUCAGUUUACCUCUCACCACCGCCAGACACUAGCUGGAGAAGGACAAAUUCAGACUCUGCCUUACACCAGAGCGCCAUGAAUCCGAAGCCCCAGGAGGUGUUUGCAGGGGGAUCACAGGAGCUGCAGCCUAAACGAGUACUGCUGCUAACAGUGCCUGGGAUGGAGGACUCGGAGUCGAACGCAGACAAGGAUGCACAGUUGUGGAAUGACAAGAAGGAUGAGUCGGAGCCCAACACAUGUGAUGUCCCUGGAAUCAAUAUAUUCCCAUCACCAGACCAGGAAUUGAACCCGUCUUUGCUCCCAGCUGCACACAACACCGGCGGUUCGCUGCCUGAUCUGACCAACAUCCAGUUCCCUCCUCCACUGUCCACUCCGCUGGACCCCGAGGACACUGUGGCCUUCCCCUCCCUCAGCUCGUCCAACAGCACGGGCAGCCUGACCACCAACCUCACCCACCUGGGCAUCAGCGCAGCCAGUCACGGGAUCCCCACCUCCUCUCAGCCCACCAUGACUGUAACGGCACAGCGCCGGCAACCUCCGGUGGUGCCGCUCACCCUCACCUCUGAACUCCAUCUCCAACAGUCGCCACAGCAGUUCUCUCCCACCCUGUCCUCACCGGUCAACAUCACACAGGCCGUUCCAACAGAGACAUUGACCCUGGAGCAGCUUGCCCAGUAUCCCCUGUUCAACCAGUUGACGGUUCAGGCCCAGCUUCAGCUGCUCAGCGACCUGCAGAAGCAGCAGCAGGUCCUGUCGCAGGGCAUCCAGCUCAUCACGUUCCCAACUCCAGCCUCCACUGGCACCGCCAGCAGCCCCUCCCCAGACAGCCAGACCCAGACAAUCGCCAGCAUCAGCAUCAGCUCGUACCGCAAUCAGACUGGCUCACCAGCCACUCAGUCUCCAACCUCCCCAGUCUCCAAUCAAGGCUUCUCCCCCGGCGGCUCACCUCAACACAUCCCCAUAGUGGGCAGUAUAUUUGGCGACUCCUUCUAUGAUCAGCAGUUGACAUCGAGGCAGACCAAUGCACUUUCUCACCAGCUGGAGCAGUUCAACAUGAUCGAGAACCCCAUCAGCUCCGCCAGCCUUUACAACCAGUGCUCCACCCUCAACUACACACAGGCGGCCAUGAUGGGCCUCACUGGCAGCAGCCUACAGGACUCUCAGCAGCUCGGCUACAGUGGCCACAGCAACAUCCCCAAUAUCAUCCUCACAGUCACAGGUGAGUCUCCUCCGAGCCUCUCCAAAGAGCUGACCAACUCUCUGGCUGGUGUCGGCGACGUCAGCUUCGACACAGACUCUCAGUUUCCUCUGGACGAGCUGAAGAUCGACCCGCUCACCCUGGACGGACUGCACAUGCUCAAUGACCCCGACAUGGUGCUCGCCGACCCGGCCACCGAGGACACGUUCAGGAUGGACAGGCUGUAACGCUAGAGGCUGACUGUGGCCAAUAACAAGAGGAAAAGAAAAAAUCGAAAAAACACUAACUUGUGAAUGGAGAGAAACAAAGGGCAGGAAGAACCCUCUCCCUCGUUGCAUGGCUGUCCAGCUGUCCGACCUCAGGACACCUCCAGUGGUUGCUGGGGAAUGGCCCUGCUGUCACUUUGAAUGAGAUUGGUCGCUCAGUGCUUUCGCUAGCCUGCUGUGUUUACAGUGUACCAUUACAUGCCACAUAUAUUCCAAACGCACAUUUUUUUUCUCUUCAUAUCCACUUGAGUAUUUGUUUAUAUUUGCUCGUAGCAGGAAGCUGCUCGGACAUUGGGCUAAACCGUUUCCUGUUAUAACGGCUGUUAUAUCAAAAAAACUAACAAAAAAGAGAAAAAAAACAAAACUCCAUCCGGUUUGCUUGUACCUGGCGAUCAGGUGACUUGGUUUCCCCCAUCAUGCUGUAACAACUUUCUCUUUCACACCUAAAGCUUUAUUUUUUGACAAACCAAAAGUUAUUUUCAAUCAUGUACUGUACGUUUUGAUGCUUUCUGUAUUGAUAUGUUCUAUUUAUUUAUUUGGUUAAAGAUUUUAUAUUCUAUUUCAUAAUUUAAAUUUGAUGCCAAAAUGCUCUCUGUAAGCAUAGUGUACAAUUGCACUGAUGUAAUUUGUGUCUAUUUAUUAAUCACUAACAUAUUUAUAUUGUGUUUGCUAAGCUACUUGGUUAAUGAAGGAGUGCAAAACCUCCCCAUAGUUGCUCUUCGGUGUUAGAUGUGUCAUUCUCCGAUGUAGGCACGUGGUCGACGCUGCCUCCCAACGCUUAAAUCAAAACCUCCUCGUUUCCACUGAUGGAUGGUUUUACUCCACUGACAUUAUUUUUUAUCUGAGAAAAUCAUCAGGUAUUUCUAUUCAACUAGAAAGCGAGAGAAACGCGUCCAAAAUUAAUGCUCUGCAGGUCAAAAGCCAACACACGUUCAGACUGCCGCCGUCUGAUUUUAAAACCAGAGAACACUACAAUCUCAAACCUUUUGAAGUCGUCACUGUGAAAUCACCUGAUUUUGCCUUACAUGAGUGUUCUACUGUUCUACUCUAGUGUCUGACGUGACCGCGUAUUUUCGUAACUUAUUGUAACAUUUCGUGUAUUUGAGAGGAACUUAACUUUGGAUCAGUGAUACUUGUGGUUCUGUUGUGUAAGGUUUGACAAAUCAAUGUACUGUAUUUUGUAGCGGUACAGUUUUUAGCCAAAUUGUCAAUGUUUUUUAAAAGUGGGGCAAAAGAAAAAAGAAACGUAAAAAAAAGAAAAAAAAAAUCCAAGUAUGGGUUUGAAGUAUUCGAGAAGCGGUGCAAUUAUGGGGAGGCUUUCUGCUCCUGAAGAGGGAAGCUCUAACAAAAUCUCUGCUGAUCUUUUUGCCACAGUCAAUAACAAAGUUCUCUACAGCGAAUAGAGAUUUCCAUGGUCGAUUGUAGGAGAUGACUUAAAACGCCUUCAGACGGUUGCAUCCAUAUGAUGCAAUCUUACAAUUUCAGAGUUUAUGAAAAUAAGGAUUAUUUUUACUAGAGUAAGUAAAGUGAACAGAGAACAUAAACGUUCCGUAGAAGAAAUAAUGAGUUUAUUUAUAUAUUUAAAGUACUUUAUGCAAUUUCUUGCCAGCAACAAGAUCGGCCUUGUUCUAUUCAGCGUUGAAAACAACUAAAAUGGUCACAUCGACAACAACAAUCGAGAACGUAGUUGUCUCUGAAACUCUAAAUGUACUCACAUCAUCACUAACUAUGUCCAUGACACACACGUUUCUUUUUGCCAAAAUGUAUGAAAACAAGUGUCAAAUUUAAAAAACUGCACCUCAGAUUUCAGUGUGCUUCGGCUUUUUGUCAGAGUUUCCCUGAGAGUCGUUUGUAGGUCUGUGGGAUCAUGUUUGGUAUAUUGUUAUAUUUGUGUACAGACGUGCUCAUCACUUACUCACCUAAAGCGCUGUUGGGAAGAAUUCCCCACCUCCCCCUUCUUCUUCUUCUACUUCUUCUUCUUCUUCUUCUUCUACUUCUCUUUCUUCCCGAGACAGGAAUCACGUUUGGUUUUACUGCCCGACUCCCCAGUUUCUCAUCUGCUCUGCUCCUCCACGAAAAGUUUUUCUUUGCCUUCGACAGAUCUGUGAUUCCUAUGCAAAUAAGACGAAACAAAAGAAAUCACCCUUAAAGAAAAAAACUCUCCACCUCCUGAUGCUUUAUUGUUUGACACAUUCCAGAAGUUAAGCUGGAUUUAUACAUUUGAGAUGGUUUGGUGAUGAGGUUUGGAGCUGUCUGUAGUGAUGUGAUCAGUCUGCUUGUGUUGUGUGUGACGUGAUGCCAAAGGUUAAACAUGGUAGGAAUGGCUAUUGAGGACAACAUGGAGAAAGAGAUUCAGUAUCAUCUCCAAUUGGAAGUAGCUUGAGAUAUGUAUAUUGUGAACUAGUGGCCCCGUCCCAGUGCUAACUCUCUGUCCACCGUCAUUGUAUGGUGUUUUUUUUAUUUUAAUUUUAUCCUAGAGCGAGGUCUUCAGUUUGAGAGCUGGACUUUUUUGAUUUCACCUUCAGGUUUUGUACCGCUCUCACUUUAACCUUCACAUCUAAGUAGCCCCUGCUCGUGCCUGGAUUUCAAACGCUGGACAAAUGUGCAUUUUGAGAAUAAGUUGGAUCAAAUUGAAUUGUGAAAUGACGCAGACUUGAUCAUCUGGAGGACGCUGGCUGCAGGAUGUGGAGCUUUUGCAGUGGUGCUAUGACAAUCAAAUGAAAUAGAUAGCAGAACUACGAAUUUAUACAGAGAAGCAUAAAUCCAGCUUUACUUAAUUUUUUUUUUGUAUCUGUUUUAUUUUUCUAAAUUGCUUGCCCCGCCUUUUCUUUUUCUUGAAUCCCUUGUCGAUAAUCUCGACAACCACCUUCACACAAACUGCAUCUCUGCCUCUUCUACAGUUAAUUACUUCUGUGUGUCUCUCUCUCUGAUCCUAAAGGAAAACAACCUAACUUAAGGUUUUAGAUGAAACAUUCAUCUGUAGUUACUGAAAACAUCUGGCAGUUAUUAGCCAGGUCCACUAAAACGAAACCCCCAGCAAUGCACAACACUUUACCAGAAGCCCAUUUUCUUUAUAUAAAGUCAACGUUUUUUUAUUACUUAAAAAAAAUAUGUUCUUAUUUGAUCUUUCAGCCUGAUGUCACCGAUGCAUUGUGGGUAAUGCCAGUGGUUGGAGCUCUCCUGUCAUUUCCUCUUCUCUCAUCCUGCUGAAUAACAGUCAUCCACACUGACCUUGUACAUACGCUAUAGCUGAAACUGAAUGCAUGACUAUACUGACAGAACCUCGACAAACGAAGACCUUCUCUUGCUCCACAGGUUUUGAUCCGUGUAACGUUCAAGCGAUCACACGCUCUAGAGGGAUGCAUGUGUGGGUUUCUCCUGGGCGACAAGUUUCAAUUUCUGUGACUCUGUUACCUCCAUCUCUGUAUUAUGGUUCUUCACGAAUGAUAAAAGAAUGUAACCUCUGUGGCACCGUCCUAUAGUCCCAGCCUGUUGCCAAAUGACCCCCGACCUUUGGACCUUCGGCUUCUCUCUUUCUUUCUCUGUCUCUGCUCUUCAGUCUUCUCCCAUCCGACUGUUGCUCGUUCCCCUCUUACUGUAGCAUCUGUGUACGAGUCGCUGUAAAUGGUCAAUUCUCGUAUGAAAAAGAGCAUCCUGCCCCCCCCCCACCUCCACCUCCUCCUCCUACCUGCACUACCUGUUUUGGCUUUCUUGAUAAAAUGGGAGCGGGCACUGGUCGUUUGCAUCUGCGGACUAGAAAGUUCUGACGCCUCUGCAUUACUCAGUCCACCGCAUGACAUUAUAGGCAACGACAUAAAUCUUCUAUCGUGUCUAUCGUGUCCGGUUCUGGACUGGGAGAAGUGUAAUUCUGUUUUGUUUUGUUUUUCUGUGCAAUGGUUUGUCCACUAGUUGCUUGGCACUUUAUUUGUGGCCUCCUGGCUUUUGAGCAGGGACUGUUCUGCCCGAUGUGAAUGCUGACUCUCUCACUACAGAUGAAUUGUCAAAGAAAAGAUGAAUUCUUUAUUUUCCUUUGUAAACUAUAUUUUAGCGUAUCUUGUUUUUUUUCUUUUGUUCUUUAAUCCGUGAAGAUUUUAGGAGAUGCAACACUAGAAAGGGCUUUACUCCAGUGCAGCUUGCACGCUCGUGUUGGGAAGGAACGGCGCUCCGAAUGUAUUUCUCCCCCCCCCCCCCCCCCAUACACACACACAUCUGAGUGAGUCACGUACAAACAGUGACAUUAAAACCACCCGAGUGCAGUGGUUAGUUUCAGCAUCAAAUAGACUCGACACUCACGCUGCCACUAACAACGCAACAGUGCUGCCUCUGCAGUCUCCCCUCAUGAAAUUAUCCAGACCCUAAAACGCCAGUUAAAUGACGAAUGUGUGAUUCCUGUCAAAACUCCAACAUGUGCAGUUCUCCUGCAGAACACCCUGAUCUACCAGAUGUGUACAGCUGCUAGAAACAUGGUGGAUAAAGCACGGGGAGCUGCAGGAUGUGUGAAGGUCACCAAGUUGGAAACUUAGAAAUGAAAUGAUGACGUAUGAGACCAGGACGUUUCACUCGUCACACAGAGGAAACAGCAGAGGUUAAGAGUUGGAUUUAAGAAGCUAAUACGACUUUGAUUAGUGUUGGAGCUAGAAUGUCACUCAGUGGAGCACAUGCCUCCGCCCGGGCCCCCCAGUCUAAUAGGGAAAACCAAUUAAAUUCAGGUUUUAUCAUCAAGAUCCAUGAAUUAUUCUCUGAGAAAACGAAAAAACUCAGAUAACCUGGAUCCACCCCCUCAUCUAAGUCUACACUUUGCAUUAGUGUCACCAAAUCUAGUGAGUCUGAAACUAAACACUGAAUUGUAAAAAAAAGUAAAAUCUGGCCAAUGAACUAAAACUGAAGGUCAAUUUUUCAAACACGAGAAAGACGGAUCACAUCAACUCAUCUUCCACGUCUCGUAGAUCAUUGACAUUUCAUUCACCUGCUUCUUUUAGGUUGAGACUCCACUUGUCUUUUUAGCACAGCCCAUGUUCCCCUUGUGUUAAAAAGUCUUGAAUCAAAAUCUGAAAACGCAGAUGAGUGAAGCUCAAACAGGCGUCCUGUGUUUCCCGGGUCCUCAAAACAAAAGCUUAGAGUCGCUGCUCAGUCGUUUUUCUGCUUUUUCCCUGAGAGCUUUAGGUCUGAAUAACGUGUCCCUUUAAUAACCUGGGUUUUCUAACCACAAUUCACAGAAACAUGUAAAAGGUUAUGGAAAAAAAAACAACACUGUUUAAGUUCCACUUCAAGCUUAUAGUGAGAAUAGCAUUAUAAUCACUGUUGUCCUGUAAGUCGUAGUAAAAAGAUCUGUAGUUACUUAUCUGUUGCCGUGAUUCUCCUUAUGUGACCAUUUGUUUAUAAGAGGAAAGAAAAAUGUCAAUUAAAUUGAAUGUGGAAAAACAGAUCUUUCUCUGCACAUAGUCUUGAUUUGCAGAAUAAUGUCAAUUCAGAAAUAAACAAACAAACAAACAAACUGUCAUCUUACGACAUGGCAGCAGCGUGUUGCUGUGGACAUGCAUGAUGUUUCGAUCCUGUUGUAUAUUGUCUUUGCUAUCGUUUCUAUUUUGUAAUCUGUAUUUCCAAAUGCAAAAUUUAACAGAUUAUUUUGGAUAUGUGCAUGCUUGUGAAAUGUGCAGAAUGUUGAUUUCCACUAAAAGCUGUUGAGUUUGA
Messenger RNA from Pleuronectes platessa (European plaice), 7565 nucleotides. It is a transcript of the gene crtc1b, whose product is annotated as CREB regulated transcription coactivator 1b. Gene Ontology annotation, molecular function: cAMP response element binding protein binding. Gene Ontology annotation, cellular component: nucleus; cytoplasm. The coding region runs from base 21 to 1835 and encodes 604 amino acids. Gene Ontology annotation, biological process: protein homotetramerization; positive regulation of transcription by RNA polymerase II. The record is from RefSeq and is a predicted model, not a curated record. NCBI's taxonomy places the organism in Eukaryota, Metazoa, Chordata, Actinopteri, Pleuronectiformes, Pleuronectidae. The transcript has 14 exons.